GUUCGCUCACAUUGUGACUACAUAGGUACCGGUAGGCGCCGUCUCCCCGCUCGACAGCAGCGUUUCCAAACAACAGCGCUUGAGGGUUUGAUUGGACCUCGUAAUAGAUGUGCCUGUCAGCAGCAUGCCAACAAAAUCUUCCCAUCACACGUCACCUGCAUGAAAGAGGAUGAAAAUAACCUCUGCAGUGCAACCAACUUGUUUUGGAGUCCAUCACCGCUCGCUUAAUAAGCACGUGGGAAUUCCAAUCCUCCUCGACGGCAAAGCGCGCGCAUGACUUGGAGGAGGAAGGAGGGGGAUGGAGGAGGAGGAUGGAGGUUGGUGGAGGAGGGUUGGUGGCGCCGAGGGAACAAAGCAAGGCACAGGCACUCCUACGGUGGACUAUUAUCAGGUAUCCGGCCAAAAAAUUCAAAUCGAACCUGAGAAGCCCUACAUACACUACGUUCUCGCACUACGUACAUCUACUACCUCCUUACUGCGUACAUACACUGCGUAUAUAUACUGCGUACUUAAACUGCGUACUUGCUCUGCGUACUUGCUGCGUAUAUACGCUACGUACUUGCUGUGUAUAUACACUGCGUACUCGCACUGCGUACUUAUUCUAGGUACCUGCACUGCGUACCUGCACUGCGUACUUGCUCUGCGUGCUCGCUGCGUACAUAUACUGCGAACUUGCUGCGUACUAUUAUAUACUCUGCGCGCGUACUUGCACUAUAUAUUAAUACGCUUGCACUGCGUACCUAUACUGCAGCUUCAUCAUUGCACCUUCGGCCGCGGGCAGUUUGAAUUUUGGCCGGAUACCUGAUAAUAGUCCACCGUACACUCCCGUUGCUCGCCACAUGCACCAUCGUGCAUGCCUCGAUCCUGGUGUGUAGGUACGGAGUACUCUGUACACAGUACCUUCACUACACAGUACACAACCCCGUGGCGUCGCCUAGACGAUGCGACACGUCGGUAUCCCUUCAGCGGGUACGCGCCAG
Messenger RNA from Westerdykella ornata, 980 nucleotides. RefSeq lists its product as uncharacterized. The record is from RefSeq and is a predicted model, not a curated record. The coding region runs from base 299 to 805 and encodes 168 amino acids. Lineage: Eukaryota; Fungi; Ascomycota; Dothideomycetes; Pleosporales; Sporormiaceae. The transcript has 3 exons.